Closterium sp. NIES-67 is the source of this 1903-nucleotide messenger RNA. The record is from the annotation of a GenBank genome assembly. NCBI's taxonomy places the organism in Eukaryota, Viridiplantae, Streptophyta, Zygnematophyceae, Desmidiales, Closteriaceae.
CGGCUGUGCGCACCAUGGUGUCCACGCACCUGCAGGCGCUGGGCUUUGCCACGCGCGAGCUCAACAGCGGCGCACAGCUGCUGGAGGAGGUGGCAGCGUGUGACGUCAGCCGCGCACCCAGCCUCGUAGUUGUGGAUGCCGAGAUGCCUGGCAUGGACGGGCUGACAGCGGUCAACAAGCUCAGCAGCUUGCCACAAGCAGAUGGCCUGCGCGUCUUGCUGCUAUGCCCCUAUGGCACCGCCAACCAGGUACGGGUCUCGGCGCCCAACAUCAGCAUGGCUGCGCUCACCAAGCCGCUGCGCCAGUCGCUCUUCACACGCGCUCUGCUCCUCGCCUUCCCUCCCCUCGCCACACCUCCAUCCCCAUCCCCCCGUGCUCAUCUGCACCAACCCACGCCUGCUUCCUACACCCCUACUGCUGUUGCUGCUGCUGGUGCUGGUAGUGCUGCUGCUGUCGCUCGCAGCCACGACCACUCCAGCCAGCACUGUGUCUCACCCCGGCCGUUCCCUGUGCCUGCUGCCUCUGCUUCUGCCCCCGCUGCUGCCAAUGCUGCGACCACUCCUGCUGCUGCUGCUGUGCCCAUGGCUGCCAGUAUACCUCGCAGCAGUGAUGGUGGUGGUAAGGGCUCGAAAACUGAUUGUGGUGGCGGUGAUGGGGUGGAUGGCAGGGCUGCUGUGUGUGGUGGUGGUGCUGUUGCUGCCGCAGCGGCAGCAGCUUGUGGCAGGGGCAGCAAUGUCAGCAGUGGUGGUGCUGUGAGUCCUCGAGGAGGAGCAGCAGGAGCAGGAGGAGGAGGAGCAGGAGGAGGAGGAGCCGGAGGAGCAGGAGGAGGAAGUGCACAAGGGCGGGGAGUCGGGGUACGGGCCGAGUCCGCAGUAAUGCCGAGAAGGAACAGCUGGCAGAAUCUAAUAUCAGUAGGGGUGGCGAAUGAGCGCACGACACCUGGCGGAUUCAUAGUGGGGUUGGCAGACAAGCAUCCUCUGAAGAUACUGCUUGUCGAGGACAACCUGGUGAACCAGCGCGUGGCGACGCGAAUGCUGAGCAACAUGGGGUACAGCGUGGACCUGGCGUCCAACGGGCUGGACGCCGUCAACGCGCUUGCGUGCAACACAUACGACCUUGUCUUCAUGGACAUACAGAUGCCGGUGAUGGACGGCAUAGAGGCGACGCAGCGCAUCCACCAGCUGGCGCAGCAGGAGGGGCGGGUGCGGCCGCGCAUAGUGGCCAUGACAGCCAACGUGCUGCACUCGGACCGCCAGCAGUGCCUCAGUGCCGGCAUGGACGGCUUCCUCUCCAAGCCCAUCCGCGUCGCCGACCUUGUUGCUGUGCUCGAACGCACACCCUCUGCCUCCGCUCCUCCUCCUCCUCCUCCUCCUCCUGCCGCUGCUGUUCCUGCUGCUGCUGCUUCUCCAACUGUUCCUGCUGCUGCCGCUGAUACGGCUUCUGCUGUUGGUGAUUCUGCUGUUGCUGCUACUGCUGGCACUGCUGGUGGAGUUGGUGACAACUCAGGGAGUGAAAGAUGGGUGAAGGGUGAUGCUUCCUCGUGCCCGGAUAGCAACCACUGGCCCACAACAAGUAACAGCACAGCACAACUACCAGAUGGCCUGACUAAGCGCGAUCAAUAAGCGGCCCUUGCAGGCAAGAGGGGGCUUUUGUAUAUUAGAGGUGUAGAUUUUGUUCGUUUAUAGGUGCAGCUUUUGUUUGGUUAAAGGAAGGGCCCAUUCGCUGUCAGCCAGGGGAUGCGCUCCUGAACUCAACGUAGCUUAGAUGCCCACAUGGAUGUUGGAUUAGAAAUGUCUAGGGCUUGGGUACGAAUUGGGCUCGCCUCACUCUCAACGAGCAUUGUCCGGCAUUCUCUUUCACCAUUUUCCAUACAUACUGUUGGAAAUAUCUCAAGGACUUAAGC